Messenger RNA from Penicillium paradoxum, 834 nucleotides. RefSeq lists its product as uncharacterized. The record is from RefSeq and is a predicted model, not a curated record. Gene Ontology annotation, cellular component: nucleus; 90S preribosome. The transcript has 4 exons. Lineage: Eukaryota; Fungi; Ascomycota; Eurotiomycetes; Eurotiales; Aspergillaceae. Bases 1 to 834 code for a protein of 277 amino acids.
AUGGCCGACACCAAUGCCCCCAAAGGGCUUUCCAGCAAACUCCAGAACAAGCGCAAGAGACAAGCAGACGAUGCUGCUCCCAAGCAAGAACAGCCCGAGGCAGGCACACCCGCUGAGGGAUCUAGCAAGAAGAAGCAGAAGAAGAACAAGAACAAGAAGAAGCAGGCUGAGCAAGAUGGAGAACAGUCGAUGCGCAAAGACGGCAUUGACGAGUCGAUUGGCAAGAUGGACGGCCGGUUGUUGGGCGAUCACUUUGCGCAGAAGGCCAAAAGACAUGAUAAGGAGCUCUCUGCUGUUGAGCUGAGUGAUCUUUCUGUUCCUGAUUCCGCAUUCCUCGAUACCUCUUCCUUCACCUCCCUCAGAAAGCUGGAGCAGCUCCCUGAAUUCCUCAAGUCGUUCAGUCCCAAGGGCUGUGACUUGUCAAAGUCGUCCGCGAAGACCGGUACCCCUCACACACUGGUAAUUUCGGGUGCUGCACUGCGAGCUGCUGAUGUUGUACGGGCACUCCGCUCUUUCCAAACCAAGGAAAGCAUUGUUGGCAAGCUGUUUGCGAAGCACAUCAAGCUGGAGGAAGCAAAGCAGUUCCUUCAGCGUGCCCGAUCUGGUAUUGGGGCUGGAACCCCAACCAGAAUAUUUGAUUUGAUUGAGGCUGGAGAUCUCAAACUGGAUGAAUUGGAGCGCAUUGUCAUUGAUGGAUCUCACAUUGACCAGAAACAGCGGGGCAUCUUUGAUAUGAAGGACACGCAUAUGCCGCUCUUGAAGCUGCUUACUCGGCCUGAAUUGCGUGAGCGCUACGGAGCGCCAAAGAAGAGUGUGAAGAUCUUGGUGUUUUAA